CUCAGCCCAACGCGAUUGGUCGCAUCCGAAUCUAGUGAAGUGCCCACGGACCGACCUUUCGCCUUGUUCGUCCACUUGCACUCUGGCUGGCCACCCCACACCCCACCAGCCACCACGUCACAGCACGUCGACCGAGCGCAGCCUUCUAUCUCUCCAUCACCACACAUCAUGACCACCGAGAAAGUCAACUACCAGUCGAUUCCUCGGGACCUGAGUCCGCUCACGUCCCCGGCCGCGAGCCCUCGACGAACCGCGCACUGGUACUUGCAAAUGUUCCUCAUCAACUUUAUCGAGUUCGCCGCGGAAUCGUCGCGCGGAAUUGUCAUGCCUACGAUCUUCCUCUACUGCCAGUCCCUUGGCGGCACCCUCGUCGACAUGGGCAUGCUCACGUCUGUGUUCAGCGUCGGCCGCCUCAUUUCGUCGUUUGUGUUUGGCUGGAUGUGCGAUCGGUACACGUUCCGCACGGUGUACAUCCUGUCGUCGUCCCUGGGGAUCGUCGGGAACAUCAUCUACCUUUUUGCCGAUCCGCACGUGCUUAGCAGCCUCCAAGUGCUGCUCAUUUCUCGUUUUUUUGUGGGUUUUGGCGCUGGAAAUCGAAGCGUGUGCCGCGCCGACGUCGCGCGCAUGACGUCAGUGGACCAACGACUCAAGUACAUGACCAUUCUGUGCAUGGUGGUGUUCCUCGGGUACGCGUUGACGCCAGGGAUGGGUGCCGUGCUUGUGGGCGUCGACGUCAACAUAUUCGGGCUGCAUCUGCAUGCACUCACCGCCCCUGGGUUCAUCCUGUCGAUCCUCAACUUGAUCACGCUGACGCUGAUGCUCUUUGUCUACGACGAAAGCAUGAACUCGGACCACGCGCCCAUCUCGACCCCCGUUCUAAAGAAACCCUCCAUCACCAGCAAGGGACCCGCGUUGCUGUCGUCCCCGCUACUCAACUCGACGUACGAACUGCCGACCAACUUGGUGUACAUUGGGGUUGGCGUGUUCAUGGUGCUCAACAUCAUCGGCCGCGGCAUACUGUCCAUCUUUGAAACGAUCAACGUGCCGUUGUACCUGGACGUGACGGGCUACUCGAACGCCAACGCCGUCGCAUCCGCCGCGUCGUUCCAGUUCAACAUGGGCCUGCUGGGGCUGCUCAGCUACCUCGCCAUUGAAGUGUUUCGCCACAAAAUCGCCGAUACGGCGUGGCUAUUGAUUGGUUUAGCCGCGCUCGUCGUCGGCAACACGCUUCUGUACUUCUUGUGGCCACUUUCGUUCAACGAGAUGGCGCUCGGCAUCUUCUUCGUGUGGAGUGUCGGCAGUCCGCUCAUCACGGCCGUGUCCGUGGCGGCCUUCUCGAAAAUCCUCGGCUCCCGGCAACAAGGCACGUGGAUGGGCAUCCUCGGCUCCACCGCGUCCGUGAGCCGCAUCGUGCUGCCGCUGCUCCCAGCGCUCUUUGCCACGUUCUCCCCAAUGUUCCUCAUCAGCUUGAUCAUGGCAGCAGUGGGCAUUGUGCUGCUUGUGUGGUACGAACGACUAGUCAACGACGACAAGGACACGUACGGAGCGUUACGAACAAUCUCCCACGUCUAGACAGACGCGUUGAUUUCGACGACUUAGCAAGAAUUUGUAGCAUAACCAAAACAACAUAGAGGGACUUAUCUUUUGA
Aphanomyces astaci is the source of this 1648-nucleotide messenger RNA. RefSeq lists its product as hypothetical. The transcript has a single exon. Gene Ontology annotation, biological process: transmembrane transport. NCBI's taxonomy places the organism in Eukaryota, Oomycota, Saprolegniomycetes, Saprolegniales, Verrucalvaceae. The record is from RefSeq and is a predicted model, not a curated record. Bases 169 to 1572 code for a protein of 467 amino acids. Gene Ontology annotation, molecular function: transmembrane transporter activity.